AAAAAACAAAUCUUUAUUCAAACAAAGGCAUUGGAUAACUUGGAGGAACAACCAUAUUUUUUAAAAAUAUAUGGUCAAAUUUUUCGUGCUACAUCUUCACCUUUUGUAUUAUUCUCAUUUUUGAAGUCGAUUCCUCUUAAAAAAAAUGUUGAAUUCUUUUUAUUAAUUAAAGAGUUUGAUGAUUUUCUAUUUAAAAUGAUUGAACAACGAAAACUUGAAAUGUCUAAAACUGAAUAUGAUGAGGAACAUACUGAUUUAUUAACUGGAAUCUUAGAAGCUGCUAGCCAUGAAAAAUACAAUUAUACGAAUAAAGAACUUUGA
This is a messenger RNA of Racocetra persica, 321 nucleotides long. NCBI's taxonomy places the organism in Eukaryota, Fungi, Glomeromycota, Glomeromycetes, Diversisporales, Gigasporaceae. The record is from the annotation of a GenBank genome assembly.